AUGUUGGCACGCAUGUUCAGGCUACAGUGCGAGCUAGUGUGCGAGGUGAGCCAGCUGCUGCUGCUGCUGGCCAUGGAGCCGCCGGCCGCGCAGCGGAAGCCGGCCCACACCCGGCUGCUGGAGAGCUUCGGCGGCGGCGAGACGACGCGGCAGAGAGGAGGCCACAUCGGCGAGUCGCUCCGCCUGCUGCUGCAGUCGCUGACGCUGGCAGUGCGCCGGCGCCACCUGCCGGCGCUGUACGCCCUCGAGGGCGACCUGCGGCCCCUGCUCGACGACAGUCAGCGCCAGCUGCUGUCCCGGCUAGUGCAGCAGGUGGAGACGCGCCAGCGAGCCGAGCGAUGAGCGCGAACGGUGGCGGUCCGCCGCCGGACGCGCGGCUCGGUGGCUGGUGACCUGCCGCCGCCGAGCCGCCGCGCCAGGGAGACGACGGCUCCGGCGGUAGUCGAUCGUGCAGGGGUCGUACCCCGUGAUGACGUACCGGACGCCAGCGGCCGACGGCCUGCUGGUGACCUGCCGCCGCCGCCGCCGCGCCAGGGAAACGGCGACUCCGACGAUAGCCGAUCGCGCAGGGGUGGUUCCCCGUGAUGACGUGCCGGACGCCAGCGGCCGACGGCCUGCUCGGAGCCGGGGCCGGCCGUGUUCACGGAGGACCCGCUGUGGAGAGCGAGCCGUGCUCGUCCCAGGAAGGACGGCCCCCGGCGGGGCGGUGCAGAACGGUGGGCCAGCCUGUGAUCUGUUAUGUGUUGUUUUUAGUGAUAUGGGAUGCUAUGGCUUCUUGUGAUAAUAUGCAGAGAUGUACUACAAGCGAGGUUGCGCAGCGGUUUUGAUGGUUUGUGGCCUGUGUUGUCUUCUGUCGUUAAAAUAUAUUCUUCAUAGUU
Pollicipes pollicipes is the source of this 878-nucleotide messenger RNA. RefSeq names its product 40-kDa huntingtin-associated protein. Bases 1 to 342 code for a protein of 113 amino acids. The transcript has 3 exons. Gene Ontology annotation, biological process: vesicle cytoskeletal trafficking. Lineage: Eukaryota; Metazoa; Arthropoda; Thecostraca; Pollicipedomorpha; Pollicipedidae. Gene Ontology annotation, cellular component: early endosome. The record is from RefSeq and is a predicted model, not a curated record.